Molecule: messenger RNA, 2658 nt
Organism: Closterium sp. Naga37s-1
Lineage: Eukaryota; Viridiplantae; Streptophyta; Zygnematophyceae; Desmidiales; Closteriaceae
Source: the annotation of a GenBank genome assembly
AUGUCCGCCUCUCCUUCCCCUAAUUUCUCCUUUUGCUUCCCCUCAUGUCCGCCUCUGCUUCCCCGCAUUUACCCCGCUGCUUCCCCUCGUUUCCCCCUCUGCUCUCAUCGUUCCCCCCUUGCUUCCCCUCAUUCCCCCCCCCCCCUCCUUCCCCUCAUUUCCCCCACUGCUUCCCCUCAUUUCCCUCUCUGCUUCUCCUCAUUUCCCCCCCUGCUUCCCCUCAUUUCCCCCUCCGCUCCUCCUCAUUCCCCCCUCCGCUUCCCCACAUUCCCCCCUCCGCUUCUCCUCAUUCCUCCCUCCGCUUCUCCUCAUUCCCCCCUCCGCUUCUCCUCAUUCCCCCCUCCGCUUCUCCUCAUUCGCUCCUCCGCUUCUCCUCAUUCCCCCCUCCGCUUCUCCUCAUUCCCCCCUCCGCUUCUCCUCAUUCCCUCCUCCGCUUCUCCUCAUUCCCCCCUCCGCUUCUCCUCAUUCCCCCCUCCGCUUCUCCUCAUGCCUUCCCAUGCCUCCCCAUGCCUUCCCAUACCCCCCCAUGCAUCCCCAUGCCUCCCCAUGCCUCCCUCCGUGCACCCCCUUCAUCGCCUGCAUCAUGUCUUGCCCCCAUCAGGUGGUGGACGAGGCGGACCAGCUGCUGCACCAGUUCUACCACGACUGGCUGCCGCUCACCCUCGCCUCCCUUGCGGCUGCCCCUUCCGGUGCCAUUGCUGCCACGUCACCGGCAUGCAUGCUGACGUGGCAGUGAGCGUGCCGGUUCUGUGCGACGUCAUGCAUGCACAUGGCGGUGGCAGCAUGAGCGGUGUUCUCCCCACUCCAUUCAUCAACGACCUCAACCCCUGUGCCCCUUCGCCCGACAUUGAGCGACAUUGGGUGAUCGGGCUUGUUUGCCCUGCCACGCUCACCCGCGAUCCCUCCAAGAUUCAACGGCUUAGAUUGCACUUCCUGCUGCUCUCCGCCUUUCCCCCCGCCUCGCUGCCCUUCGCCUUUGCUGAGUUCUCCUCCCACCAGCCGCAGCGCCAGCGCAGGCGACAGCACCUGCCACAGCAUCUGCCACAGCACCUGCCUGCCUUCACCCUGUGCUUGCCUUUCCCCGUUCCUCCCACGCCACGCCGCAGUGACCAUGCCGCACAGCAAAUUCCCUUACCCCUGCCCCCUGAUCCACCUUCAACUCCUUGCCUGCACAGUGUUGGCUGUCAGGCAGAGCAGCUUCCAAGUAUGGGGCAGCAGGCGAGGCUGAAAGCAGUCUCGACAGGAGGCUGCCUCGCAGCUCCACCAGAAGAGAAGCCCAUCUCGCAGAACCCGCUGAAGUGCGGAGUGGGCAAGUACCGCUCCAUGAGCGGGGUGGCGGUGUGUGUGAAGGGGUUCGCCUCAUGGCAGAUCCAGUCGAAGAUCUGCUGGAUGCGGUGCUUCGAUGGCUCGCUGCGCGGAAGAGGGGGAGCAAAGGGGGAGGGAAUGGGGAGAGAAGGGAAGGGAGGGCAGAGAAUGAGGGGAAGCAGGGCAGGGAAGGGGAUGGGGGGAAGCAGGGAAGGGGAUGGGAUGGGGGGAAGCAGGGAAGGGGAUGGGGGGAAGCAGGGAAGGGGUUGGGGGGAAGCAGAGAAGGGGAUGGGGGAAAUCAGGGAAGGUGAUGGUGGGAAGCAGAGAAGGGGAUGGGGGGAAGCAGAGAAGGGGAUGGUGGGAAGCAGGGAAGGGGAUGAGGGGAAGCAGGGAAAGGGAUGGGGGGAAGCAGGGAAGGGGAUGGGAGGAAGCAGGGAAGGGGAUGGGGGGAAGCAGGGAAGGGGAUGGGGGGAAGCAGGGAAGGGGAUAUGGGGAAGCAGGGAAGGGGAUGGGGGGAAGCAGAGAAGGGGAUGGUGGGAAGCAGGGAAGGGGAUGAGGGGAAGCAGGGAAAGGGAUGGGGGGAAGCAGGGAAGGGGAUGGGAGGAAGCAGGGAAGGGGAUGGGGGGAAGCAGGGAAGGGGAUGGGGGGAAGCAGGGAAGGGGAUAUGGGGAAGCAGGGAAGGGGAUAUGGGGAAGCAGAGAAGGGGAUGGGGGGGAAGCAGGGAAGGGGACAUGGGGAAGCAGGGUAGGGGAUGGGAGGAAGCAGGGAAAGGGAUGGAGGGAAGGGGAUGGGGGAAGCAGGGAAGGGGUUGGGGGGAAGCAGAGAAGGGGAUGGGGGAAAUCAGGGAAGGGGAUGGGGGGAAUCAGAGAAGGGGAUGGGGGGGAAGCAGGGAAGGGGAUGGGGAAAAGCAGGGAAGGGGAUGGGGGGAAGCAGAGAAGGGGAUGGGGGAAAGCAAGGAAGGGGAUGGGGGGAAGCAGGGAAGGGGAUGGGGGGAAGCAGGGAAGAGAACAGAGGGAGCGCGAUGGGAAGGGAGACGGGAGGGAUGGCGAGGGCGACGGGGAGAGAGGAAGACGCAGAUUGCGAGGGGACGAGCGGGAGGAAGGGCGACGAGACAAAGGGAAGGCUACGGGCGGAAGGGAGAGCGGCGGCGGAAGGGAGAGCGACGGCCGGAAGGGUGGGCGACGGGCGGAAGGGAGGGUGAAGGGCGGAAGGGAGGGCGACGGGAGCGACGAUCGGAUGGGAGGGCGACGCGUGGAAGGUAGAGCGACGAGCGGAUGGGAGGGCGACGGGCGAAAGGUAGAGCAACGAGCAGGGCGACGCGCGGAAGGGAGGGCGACGAACGGAAGGGAGUGA